Bombina bombina (fire-bellied toad) is the source of this 4692-nucleotide messenger RNA. It is a transcript of the gene ARHGAP8, whose product is annotated as Rho GTPase activating protein 8. Gene Ontology annotation, molecular function: GTPase activator activity. The record is from RefSeq and is a predicted model, not a curated record. Gene Ontology annotation, biological process: negative regulation of endocytic recycling; small GTPase-mediated signal transduction. NCBI's taxonomy places the organism in Eukaryota, Metazoa, Chordata, Amphibia, Anura, Bombinatoridae. Bases 469 to 1752 code for a protein of 427 amino acids. Gene Ontology annotation, cellular component: cytoplasm. The transcript has 15 exons.
AUUUUUUGUAAGGAAGUUUCCCCUCUGGAUGUCCCGCCUUCCACUCUACACAGACACAGUUGUGAACAAAAGAAACAGGAAAAACUCCCCAGACUGCACAUAAAUCAGUGUAAUAGGUUCCUGCAGAGCUCUCGCUGUAUUCUCUAAGCCCUAUACUGCUGCAGGACUUGCUAAACUUGAUAUACGUGUGCUUACAAGGCUGGCUUGAAAUAUGAAACAAUCUUGAAAAACUGGAUUUGAACACAAGGCAUCCCACCCGGAGGAAAACCCUCUGCGCCAUCUCUGAACCUCAGGGGAGGAAGAGAAGAUCAUUGAGAUCGAUUCAUAGCCGCACACAGAAACUCGCCACGACAGCCACCAAGAAAGAGGGUGAGAAAAUUGCCCCUGCAGCUUAAAUAGAUUCCUGUCCAGAUUGAUUCCUAGUCCCAGAUGACAUAAACUGAGACCUGAAGAUUAUCACCAGCUAACAUGCAGAACGUACAUGCUGUAGACUUUGAGCAAUUAGCCGAAAUUGAGCUUCAACAAGAUGAAGAGGAUUUGGCACAUCUUGGGCUCAGUUUAUCUCUGCCAGGAGCAACCAGUGGGGCCCCUGAUGUUAAUAUAAAUCACCCUUAUUAUGACAUUGCACGUCACGGCAUUAUCCAUGUGGCCGGUGACGAUAACUCUGGAAGGAAAGUGGUCACAUUCAGCUGCUGUCGACUGCCCCCCUGCCAUGAAAUAGAUCACGUUCGACUGCUAGAAUACUUGAAAUAUACAUUAGACCAGUAUGUAGAAAAUGAUUACACAGUGGUCUACUUUCAUUAUGGACUCAACAGCCGCAACAAGCCCUCACUGAGCUGGUUACAGACGGCUUACAAAGCGUUUGACAGAAAGUACAAGAAGAAUCUGAAAGCUCUUUAUGUUGUUCAUCCAACCAAUUUCAUCAAAGUGCUGUGGAAUAUAUUCAAACCUGUUAUCAGUCACAAAUUUGGCAAAAAGGUUUUGUACAUGAAUUACUUAGACGACCUCAGAGAGCAUCUGAAGUUUAAUCGCUUGAUUGUCCCUCCGGAUGUGCUACAGCAUGAUGAAAAACUGCGGAAUAAUCAAAAGGGGAAAACAUCUUCAACCUCUAAAUCACCCCCACCACGGCCCCCUCUUCCUGCACAGCAGUUUGGCGUGAGCCUGCAGUACCUGAAGAACAAGAACAGUGGUGAGCUUAUUCCCCUGGUGAUGAUGCAGACUGUAUCAUAUCUGAAUCAGAGAGGACUUCAGACGGAAGGUCUCUUCAGAAGAUCUGUCAGUAUUCACAUCAUUAAGGAUGUGCAGAAACGUUACAACCUCGGAAAACCGGUGAAUUUUGAUGAAUAUGGAGACCCUCACAUCCCAGCUGUUAUUCUGAAAACUUUCCUGCGAGAGCUGCCAGAACCUUUGCUGACAUUUGAGUCUUACAAAGCGAUUUUGGAGCUCACCAGUGUGGAGAGUUGUCUGCGUGUAAACAGCUGUAAGCAGAUUCUGCACAAACUCCCAGAGCAGAACUACGUGGUGCUGAAAUAUCUCCUGUGUUUCUUAAACAGGCUAUCCCAGGAGAGCAUUACCAACAAAAUGACAUGUUCCAACCUGGCCUGCAUUUUUGGAGUGAAUUUAAUCUGGCCCCUGGAAGGCGUCCCCUCUAUGAAUGCCCUGGUGCCAGUGAACACGUUUACGGAACUGUUAAUUGAAUUCUACUCAAAAGUGUUUGGCUCCAGAACAGUGGCAGGAGAGAGCUUACCGUGAGCGCCAGUCCAAGCCAGCGAAGUUCAAAAGCUACAGGAUAUUUACGCGGAUAAAUGGGACAACCUGUAUAAUGCAGUUACUUUUUAACAGUUUGUAAAGAAAAUGCAUUUCAAAUUGUCACAAUCUGCCGCAAGUAGCUUAUAUUUCAGUUUCUGUUACAUUAUUUUUUUGUCAUAUGUUUCAUUUGUGGUUUAUUUUAGCACAAUCUUAGGGGGGUUCUGGGGAUGUUGGUGACAUUUUAUUUAUUUGUCAAUGGUCAUGAACCUUUGGUUACAAGUACAAGAAAAUACGCAAUAUGUAGGUAUUAGCCUUGUCCUUUUAGUUAAAGGGACACUGAACCCAAAAAUGUUCUUUCGUGAUUCAGAUAGAGCAGCAACUUUCUAAUUUACUUCUAUUAUCAAAUUUUCUUCAUUCUCUUGGUAUGUUUAUUUGAAAAGCAAGAAUGUAAGUUUAGAUGCCGGCCUAUUUUUGGUGAACAACCUGGGUUGUCCUUGCUAAUUGGUCAGUACCAAUAAAUAAGUGCUGUCUAUGGUACUGAACCAAAAAUUUGCUGGCUCCUUAGCUGAGAUGCCUUCUUUUUCAAAUAAAGGUAGCAAGAGAAUAAAGAAAAAAAUGAUAAUAGAAGUAAAUUAGAAAGUUGCUUAUAAUUGUCUACUCUAUCUGAAUCAUGAAAGAAAAACAUUGGGUUCAGUGUCCCUUUAAUAACAAAUAGUGUUUUAGUACUGUAUGUACUUCCAUCCCUCUGUGACUGGUAUCUAUGCAUUUAAAGGGAUACUAAACCCAGAUUAUUAUUUUUUCUUUCAUGAUUCGGACAGAGAAUGCAAUUUUAAGCAACUUUCUAAUUUACUCUUAUAAUCAAUUUUCUUUGUUCUCUUGCUAUCUUUAUUGGAAAAGCAGGAAUGUAAAGCUUAGGAGCCGGCCCAUUUUUUGUUCAGCACCUGGGUAGUGCUUGCUUAUAGGUGACUAAAUAUAGCCACCAAUCAGCAAGCACUAUCCAGGGUGCUGAACCUAAAAUGGGCUGGCUCCUAAACUUACUUUCCUGCUUUUCAAAUAAAGAGAUCAAGAGAAAGAAGAAAAUGUGAUAAUAGGAGUAAAUUAGAACAUGCAAUUUUAAGCAACUUUCUAUCUUAUUCAUGAAAGAUUUUUUUUUAGUAUUCCUUUAAGGCAACGGGAAUGGGGUGUUAAAGGGACAGUAUACACUCAUUUUCAUAUAACUGCAUGUAAUAGACACUUCUAUAAAGAAUAAGAUGCACAGAUACUGAUAUAAAAAUCUAGUAUUAAACUGUUUAAAAACUUACUUAGAAGCUCACAGUUUAGCUCUGAUGAAAAUGUAGCUGGAAAGCCCACUGCAAGUGGCAAAUAAGGCACUCCCCCCUCCCCCUUCUUUUGCAUAUGAAAAGACCCUUUACACAAACAGGAGCAAGCUGGAGUAGGUAGCUGACGGUAUUCUCAUAAAACUUUGGGGCUUGGUUAGGAGUCUGAAAAUCAGAGCAAUGUUAUUUAAAAAUAAGCAAAACUAUACAUUUAUUUAAAAAAAAAAACUUUAUGGGCUAUAUAAAUAGAUCAUCUACAAAACAUUUAUGCAAAGAAAAAAUGAGUGUAUAAUAUCCCUUUAAAUUGUGCCAAAUUUGUUGAUAAUUUGGUAAAAUGCAAUGCAUGAGUGGCAUGAAAACAAUCAAGACUUGAAAAUAUGAGAUACUUUGUUUUCUUGUAAAAAAAAUAAAAAUAUUUUUUUUAAAACACAUAAAAUGUGUCUGUUUAAACACAACAGGUGAUGCACUGUAACUAUGCUGUGCCAUUGUUUGCAAACCUAGAUUUACUAUAAUUUUAAAAGUAUGUGAUAGUCAAAAUUAUUCAGAGCUAGAAGUAUAUUGGAAAAUGUUUUAAAAGACGUGCUCUAACAAUGAAAGUUACAUUUUUUUAAAUUUAGUGUCCAUGGAUAUUUAUUUAAAGGGACAUGACAAUAUUUCUUGCAUGCAUAUAUAUCAGAUUACUUUUGUAUGAGAAAAGUUAAACUCUUUAUUUUUGAUUUUGAAACUGUCAGGAAGUGCAUAACUGAUCUGUGGGAUUAAACCUCAUUUGCUUAUAAAGACAACUCCUUCAGCUCUAUUGGUGAACAAUCACACACCCACAAACAAAUAACAAAAACAGAUUUACUUUUCAGCACAUGAACAUGCAUGUUUAAAAAACAGAAAAUAAUACAUACAAUGCAUUGCACAUUUAGCUAUCAAUGAAUGAAUUGAUGUCUAAAAGUACCCUUGUAGUAUAUGCUGUAAUAAAUCAAUGUGAUGUUGUACACUGUUUGUCCAGCAGGUGUCAUAUGAUCCCCAGAUCUAACCUAUAAAAUAAUUACAUGUAUUGUUUGUUGCAGUAUUUUGCUAUAUAAAUAAUGUCAGUCUAAAGGAGGGGGUGAUAUUAAGAGAGUAAGAAUGUAGUUGAACGACCAGUUGUGCAGAUUUUAGAGGUUGUUAUACUUAUCUAUGUAUUGCUCCCUCUUUUAUUAGAGAAUUAUUGUGAAACUUUUGCAAGUGAUUAAUGUAAUACUGCAGCGUUAAUGUGUGUGUUCAGUCAAGUACUGCCAGUUAUGUACAUUCUGUACUCUGCAGUUUCAAUUACCUUGCACUUUAUGGUUUAUGCAAAUAGCAGACACUGAAACAAGUGACAGGAUAAGCUGCCAGCACUGCAAGUAAAAUUAUCCUAUUUCCCAUUUUGUCCUUGUGAUUGGGUCUGCGGAUCAGGUCUAGGUGAUUGUUGUCAGAAAAUAUUUCUUUUAAGCCAAAUAAUUAGCAGCUGCUCAAGUGUAUAAAUGCAGAAUACGCUGUUAAUGGUCUUGGUUUCCCCCCCCCCCUGUUCAAAUUUGCAACCACAGCUGCUCAAAAUGAGUUUUCUUUCUAAUAACUUUUACAUAAUAAAAUAAUUAUCCAUUCUGUCUUGUAAAAA